This is a messenger RNA of Thermothelomyces thermophilus ATCC 42464, 2145 nucleotides long. RefSeq lists its product as uncharacterized. Gene Ontology annotation, molecular function: ATP binding; protein kinase activity. The transcript is spliced from 3 exons. The record is from RefSeq and is a predicted model, not a curated record. Lineage: Eukaryota; Fungi; Ascomycota; Sordariomycetes; Sordariales; Chaetomiaceae. Gene Ontology annotation, biological process: protein phosphorylation. Bases 1 to 2145 code for a protein of 714 amino acids.
AUGUUAACCCUGGCUUGUCAUCCCUGUUGGUGGGUACGCGACACCACACUUUCCGAAUAUCUCGAAGCUUGCCACAACCUCCUCUACGCCAAUUUCAAGGUCGAAGUGAACGAGAAGUUCACGUCCAAAGGCUCGAUCACCAGCCCCGUCGGUAGACGGAUUCCUCCACGGCUCGAGCCUUGGGAUGAUUUCCUAGAGGAGCAGAGAACCAUAUUCGGGACACUACUCUCCAAGUUUCCGGCGCAUACCGCGGCGUUCAGAAGUCAGCAUUACCUAAGGACGCGAGGCAAGGUGAUCGCAGCGAGGAGUAUAGGCGAUGAAGAGGCUCUGAAAUUGGUGUACCAGGACCUCGUGACGGAGCCGGUGACCUUGAUUUCUCAGCGCCUUCAGGACAAAGACAGCAUCAGGGCCGAGUUCGACAUUGGGGCAGGAAUAGCUUUUGAAACGCGCUUGAAUGCCCUGGGCGAAGCUAACCGGGAGUCUACGGAACGACCAAGGACACCGGACGGCAUGGCCAACCGGUUUCGACCGGAUCAGAUCUGCGCCUACAGACGGGAUGGCGCGGACCCGGACCAACGCACGAUGGCUUUCAUCAUAGAGCAAAAGGCCCCUCACAAGCUCACGAUGCCGCAUCUCCGUUCCGGGCUUCGAGCUAUGAAUAUCUUCGAAGAGGUGGUCAACCGGCCUACGAGCCCCCCUCAGGAGGACAAAGAGGCGCUCUUCCAGUACCACGCAGACAGGCUGGUGGCGGCCGCGCUCACUCAGACGUUCGACUAUAUGAGCCAGGCCGGCCUAACAUAUGGCUGUCUCACAACAGGGCAGGGCUUUGUCUUUCUCAAGAUCGACUGGACCGACCCGAUAACGCUCCUCUACCACCUGGCCGAACCCGGACCCGAGGUUGACGAGCAUAGGGAAAACUUCCUCUGUUGUACUGCCGUCAGCCAGAUGCUGGCGUUUACUAUUUUAGCUCUCGACUCGGGCGCGACCGGAGAACGCGGGCAGGAUAAGCGCCAGAGGGCGAUUAAGAAGCUGAAGACAUGGAACGUGGACUGGGAAUUGAUUCUUCGAUCCAUCCCGCCGACUGAGCGAACCGCACCACCCACUUCGCCAGCAUACCAGCCCAGAACGUAUAAAGGCGUGGACCGGUCCCCAUAUUUACUUCGGCCGGCUAGGUCCCGGGCCGCAGGCCGGCCUCGUUGCAGGCCGGGUCCCGCCGAGAGGGAUCGGUCGCCAGAGUUUGACGAAGAAGGAAGCGAACCGCGGAUGCCGGAUACGCCAUCACCGGUCCAACCAAGGAAUGCUCAGCGAGCGCCGGCCCGACGUCCACGUGGGAACAACGGCAAUGCGGGUUCCUCCUCCAGUGGUAGCAGAUCCUCUAACCGUCGGUACUGCACGCAGAACUGCCUUCGUGGUUUGGUGGCCGGAAUGUUCUUGACGAGGAAUCGCCGUCACCCUCUCGAUCACGCCUCUUGGCUCGGCCUUCUUCGCGAACAGCUCAGGCGGACAUUGGAUGACGGGGUUGUGCCCCUUAGGAAGCAAGGUGCACGGGGGGUCCUGUUCCAGGUUACGCUGCUUGCCUACGGGUACACCUUCGUCAGCAAGGCAACAACGGCCAGGUUUGUACCGGAGCUAGAGCACGAGGCCCAGGUCUACGAGCGUCUUCGGCCGCUCCAAGGAGACCGCGUGCCGGUGUUCCUCGGUGCGGUUGAUCUUCGGCAGGUCGGGCGGAGAUACUACUACGACAUCGACGUACAACUUGUCUACAUGAUGUUUGUGUCGUGGGGCGGGUGCAGCCUGGACGAGGUGGAAGUGUCCGACAUGGCGAAGCUCGAGCGGGAGGUGAUGCGGGCGGUGCGGGCGCUCCACCCGCACGGAGUGGCGCACACGGACAUGCGGGACGCUAACAUACUGUGGAACGCAGAGACGGAGCGGGCGAUGGUGAUCGACUUUGAGCAGGCGGUGCUGGCGGAGCCCCCACGGCGAGGCUUAGGCCCCAUCGUGCCCAACAAAAGAGCAUUGCGUGCAAAUGUGGACACCAAGACCGCGGUCGCGGGGCCCAAAUCGAAACAAGAUGCAAUCUUGCUCAAAAUGCAGCAGGAAGAUAUAUUGGGUGCCAAGUAUGCCCUCUAUUGGCCUCGCAAGUAG